CUGGCAAACUAAUGAAAGUAGCUGUAAUGCUACGAUACUAAAAAGCUCUACUUCUUUAUUAGCUUAAACACAGAACGUGAUACGGACGCUUAUGCAGCCGGUUUAAUCAGCCGAACUGCCUCAGGAGCUUCUCUGCCAAAGAGCUUUGAAUGCAUAACUCAAUUCUGUUCACUCUUUCAGUAUUUUUGUCAACCGGAGCCUGGCGCUGGAGAAUGUGAAAUGUUUCGGCUUUGACAUGGAUUACACCUUGGCCCAUUACAAGUCCCCAGAUUACGAGGAGAUGGGCUUCGAGCUGCUGAGGGACAGACUGGUGUCCAUAGGUUACCCACAUGAGCUGCUGCAGUACACAUAUGAUCCCAGUUACCCCACACGAGGCCUAGUGUUUGACACCAUGUACGGCAACUUGCUGAAGGUGGACUCCCAUGGUAACAUCCUGGUGUGUGCCCAUGGCUUCAGCUUCCUCCGAGGGUCAGAGAUGCAGGAGUACUACCCUAGCAGGUUCAUUCGCAAAGACAACACGGAUCGCUACUACAUCCUCAAUACCCUCUUCAACCUCUCAGAAACCUACCUGUACGCUUGUCUUGUUGACUUUUUCACCAGAUCUACCAGAUACACUAAUCUGCAUAAGGGGUUUCAGCACGGCGACCUGUUCAUGUCUUUCCGAAGCAUGUUCCAAGACGUGCGGGAAGCUAUGGACUAUGUCCAUGAAACGGGCAGCCUAAAGGAGAAGACGCUGAAGAACCUGGAGAAGUACGUGGUGAAAGAUCCCCGCCUCCCGCUCCUCCUCAGCCGCAUGAAGGAGGUGGCCAAAGUGUUCUUGGCCACCAACAGUGACUACAACUACACAGAGGCUAUCAUGAGCUACUUGUUCGAUUACCCUCAUGGUCCCAAGCACGACUGGACGACCUUCUUCGACCUGAUUGUCGUGGACACCAAGAAGCCUCUCUUCUUCGCGGAGGGCACCGUGCUCAGGCAGGUGGACACGCAAACAGGAAAGCUACGAAUCGGGACGUACACAGGGGACUUGCAGCCAGGCACGGUCUACGCUGGAGGUUCCUCUGACAUCAUAUGUGAUCUGCUUGGGGUCAAGGGCAAAGACAUCCUGUAUGUGGGGGACCACAUUUUUGGGGACAUCCUGAAAUCAAAGAAGAAGCAGGGCUGGAAGACGUACCUGGUGGUCCCUGAGCUGGCGAGGGAGCUGCAGGUGUGGACAGAGAAAAGCCAAAUGUUUGAGGAACUGAAGACCCUUGACGUGUUCCUGGCUGAGCACUACAAAAACCUGGACAGCGGGAGCACAGAGUGUCCGGAUAUCAGUAUCAUCCAGAUGCGGAUCAAGAACCUGACCCGCCGGAUGGACAUGUGCUACGGCAGGAUGGGCAGCCUACUCCGUUACGGCUCUCGUCAGACGCUCUUCGCCAGCCAGCUGAUGCGCUACGCAGACCUCUACUCCCCCUCCUGCCUCAACCUGCUGUACUACUCCUUCAGAUACCUCUUCAGGGCCCCGCCUCUACUGAUGCCCCACGAGUCCACUGCAGACCACAUCCCCCUCGACCUCCCCGUGUUCAACUCUUCCGUCACCAACCAUGUGCUGACGCUCACAGAUGCGAAGAGGAAAUGUGAGCAAGGGAAGAUGGAAGAAAGAGAGAAUUUCUGACUGGGGAGUCACACCUGGGAAACACCUGAGGGACAGGGAGGCUCUCUGUGUGUCUGCGUAUGUGCGACUUUGUGUGCCGCCCAUGCAUGGAGACAAACUGAGGAAGACCCUCUAUCAUCAUCAUCAUCAUCAUCAUCAUCCUCGCCCUCCCACAUCAUUCUCAUGGUAUGACACACAAAACUGUGGCAGGCAACCCCGAGGUGGGCAACGAAAACAUCAGCCAUAAUCGCUAAAUUGAAGGAGACGCAGGUGACAGUUUUUUAAUCACUAGCUGAUUGCUGGUUGGUGCCCAGAAAAAAAAACUGGGUCUUAUGAAACCUUAAAAUACCCAGUUAUAAAUAAAUAACAUGCAUUCAGUGUUUAGUAUAGAUUUCAGCUUCUACUGUUUCAGAAUUAUAUUUUGUUGCUCAACAAAUAUUUAAAAAUAGCGGCAACAUUUGUUGCCAUUUUUGUAAAUCUUUAAUUCAGGUUUUACUAUUUUUUAACAUAAAAAGUUACCUACCUAGUAAAUGCAUGUCAGCGUAGCGAUUUUUGUACAGAACUUUCGAGUAACAAUUUUAUUUUAAAAAACUAAGAAAUAAAAUGCAAAAUAUAUUAUUUUGAUGAUACAAAAUGAAAGCAAUACAUAAAACUGGUAAAUUGCUCUUUGCAGCAUUUUCCGUUGUCUUCACUUGGAACAUUUUGUUCACCAUUUUGCUGCCCCCUGCUGGACAAUCUUCAAAGCUACAGUCUCAGUGGGCACAGUCCCAUGAGCGAACUCUGCCUGCAAAGUAAGCUGCAAUGCAGCAAAACGUGUGUAUUCCCACAUCAGUUAAAAUUAAAACCAAAGAUGCCGUGGAACACAAGACAAAAGGAAAAACGCCGGUAUCAGAACUCCUUAUGAAUGCAAAACGUGAAACUGGAAGUACGCCAAUAUUACUGUACGCAGAAAGAUAGUUACCUGACUCCAAGCAGCCCAGGAACAUCCAAAGUGCAUCUGUGAGUGUGGAUUUGUAGAAAGUGCAAAGUUUUAUGCGUCUCCACCUAUAAUGCAUUCCCGAUGUAAAUAGGAAGUAGAUAUAUACGUCAGUAUAUUUUUAUACAGAAUUUAAUAAAAAGGAGGCGUGGACUGGUAACAUGAAUUUGCCGUUGACCUGGGGAACACGCCGAGGUCGACAGACGGGUUGGGCCCGCCCCGGUAUACAGGCCGUAUAACACCGAAUUUGGGGCAGAAAGACCGGCCCACCGGGGAAAUUCUCUAACUUCCUCUUGGCCAGUUUGUGACUGAUAAAAUUAUUUAGGUUUAUUAAUAUAAAUAAAAAGAGUGGUGUAAAUGAACUGCAGUUAGAACAUAUUUCAAUAACAGCUAUAUAUAGCCGAGUCCUUUCCCUGCAGACGUUGUAAACUAACCGUGACAUUGCUAACUUUGUGUUGCAUUGUGUUCAAGGGCAAUAGGUGGCAGUAUUAUGACACGUGUGAGUUGAAAUGAUAACGAAAUUGGUAGAAUAUUUGAUAUUCCUGCUUUUAAGAAUUAAUAAAGCAAAAAUAUGUAUUUGAAAAACUA
Molecule: messenger RNA, 3197 nt
Organism: Brienomyrus brachyistius
Lineage: Eukaryota; Metazoa; Chordata; Actinopteri; Osteoglossiformes; Mormyridae
Product: cytosolic purine 5'-nucleotidase-like
Exons: 17
Coding region: 236-1654 (472 amino acids)
Molecular function (GO): 5'-nucleotidase activity
Source: RefSeq, a predicted model, not a curated record